CCCCUCAGGAUCAUUUUUGUACUUCUGCUGUCCCCCCACUUUAAAAUAUCUGCUGACUGACAAUUCAUGCUCAGUCAAAGCAAUGCUGCUCUUGUAUACUUUGGAAUAAGAGACUCACAGCAUGUGAAAGCUUUUUCUCUGUUUACUUUUAACUUCUGGUUUUCUUGGAUCUGAUUCUUAGUAGGCGGUGUUAUCUUGAAGAAACAGCAUCUUCCACAUCUCCCUUUAAGCACUGGGGUCUUUUCAAUUAAGGCAUGGCCAUGAAAACUUCUGGCUGCUUCUUCUUCUUUUUCUUCUAUGCAGCAUGCUUGGUUUCUACUGCUGAAGAGAAAAGCCAGCAGUUAAAGUCUAAGCGGUGUGACCAGAAGUUUACAUAUACACGUGAUACACCUUGUACUUCUUGUACCGUGGUUUCCAGACUGCCAUGCCCAAAAGGGUGGUCAAAAGUGCCUGGAAAGGAAGGGCAGAAGAACUGCAGGUACACACUCAAGCUAGGCGAGACUACUCUUUUACUCCCUGGUUGUGCUCAAAUAUGUAAGCAGGAAUUUGAGGAGAAACGCUGCUGUCCUGGUUUUUGGGGCCCUGCUUGCUAUGAAUGCCCUGUUGGAUCUGGAAACGUAUGCAGUGGUCGGGGGACUUGUUUGGAAGGUUUAGCACAGAAUGGAACUUGCGUCUGUGAGGAGAAGUAUAGCGGCUAUGCAUGCCAAGACUGCCUGGAUGAAACACGUUUUGGCCCUGAUUGUCAAUCUGUAUGUGAGUGUCAACACGGGAUCUGCAACCAUGGACCUUCUGGAGAUGGAAGCUGUACCUGCUACGCUGGCUAUACUGGCCCAAAAUGUGACCAAGAACUUCUCAACUGUGGAGGUGUAAUCUGCGAAGCCAAUUCCAUUUGUGUGGUGAAGGGUGGGCAGUCGAGGUGUGAAUGUCUGCCGGGGUACAAGAAAAAUGGAAUUUACUGUCAAGACCAGGAUCCUUGCAGCUCCUACCCAUGCUCCUCGUUUGCAGAUUGCAAGACUCUUGGGCCAAACAAGUAUGAGUGCACUUGCAAAGUUGGGUACCUCGGAAAUGGGAGGAUUUGCCAACCCAUAAAUCCUUGUCUCACUGAUUAUGGAGGCUGCCCUAGAAAUUCUACCUUGUGUAGCAAUAUAAGACCAGGAGAGUCACGUUGUGUGUGUAAGCCAGGAUUCAUCAGGCAUGGUGAUAAAGAUUGCUUCUUCACCCUUAAAUGUCAGUCGCAUAACUGUGACAGAUCUGCGAAGUGUGAGGUUGACUCAGAUGCUUCAAUAAGAUGUACCUGCAAAGAUGGAGAAAUUGGAGAUGGUAGGAAGUGUUACAAAACCAUCCUGGGGGAGCUAUCUUCUCUGAAUGUGGUAGGAAGAAACGCCAGGGCAUUGAGCAAUGCAAAAAAAAUGUUUGAGAUGGGUUGUUCGUUUCUCCUGGAAAACCAUGGGCCUUUCACUGUGCUUGUGCCAGCCAGUCUUUACUAUGACAGAAUGGAGCUAAAUGAAACCCUUGCAAAUAAUUUAUGCAAACUGCACAUAAUCCCUGGGCAGCAUUUCAUGGAGCAUACCGACAAGGACCUGUGGACAUUAGCUGGUCCGAAAGUGUCAUUCUCCAGUCAGGAGUCAGCCACAAAGAACUACAGGUACUCAGAUGAACCAGCACAACGAUAUUUUAUUAGAGAACAAAACUUGCCAGCUGCUAAUGGGAUCAUACAUAUCGUCAGCAUGUUAAGGAAAAAGCCCCUCUUGGACAACCUUAGCAAUUCUCAGAAAACAAUUGGGGAAAUUCUUGUUUCAAUGGAGAUUGCCAGCCGAUUUGAAACCAUAUUGGAAAACUGUGGUCUGCCUUCAUUUCUGGAUGGCCCAGGACCUUUCACUGUGUUUGUACCAAGCAAUGAAGCAGUGGACAAAUUAAGAGAUGGAAGGCUAAUUUAUCUCUUCACGGAGGGAAUAAACAAGCUCCAGGAACUUGUGAAGCAUCAUAUCUACACAAAAGCAGCGGUAGACGUGGAAACGCUGAUUACCUUGCCACAAAUUUUGACCAUGGCAAAUCAGGUUCUGACAAUCCAUUUCAGUGAGGAGGGAAGAAUUCUGUUAGGUGACUCUGAGGUUGCCUUAAACACAAGGAAUAUUUGGGCAUCAAAUGGUAUCAUUCAUACCUUAGAUGGCAUCUUCAUUCCUCCAUCAAUCAUCCCCAUUCUGCCGCAUAGAUGCAAUGAAAAGGAUUAUAAAGUUGUAGCGGGAUCUUGUGUGGACUGUGGUGCCCUUAAUACCAGUGUCUGCCCACCUGAAAGCACAGUUAUGGACGAGGGGCACUUUCCAGGGGAAUGUGUGUACAUUCAUGACCCAUUAGGUUUGAACAUUAUGAAGAAGGGUUGCAAAAGAAACUGCAACCAAACUGUGGUGGUACCUGGAUGCUGCAAAGGGUUCUUUGGUUCUUCAUGCACCCCAUGUCCUAGUGGAUUUACCAAUCCAUGCUAUGGCAAAGGAACUUGCAAUGAUGGGAUUCGCGGGAACGGCCAGUGUCGCUGCCAUGAGAAUUUCAGAGGAAUUGCCUGCCACAUUUGUUCAAACCCAAACAAGCACGGAGAGAACUGUGAUGAAGAUUGUGGCUGUGUCCAUGGAGUUUGUGAUAACAGACCUGGGAGCAAGGGCGUGUGCCAGCCCGGGUCAUGUAAAGAUGGCUACAGCGGGGAAUUUUGUGAUAGGAGCUCUCAGAAGUGUGGUUCCUCUAACGAUGCCCCUCUGAAUUGCCAUUUGAAUGCAGUCUGCAUCCGGAAUGAUACUGUAAGGUGUGUCUGCCUUGAUGGAUAUGAAGGGGAUGGGUUUUCAUGUGAGCCUAUUGAUGUCUGCAGCAAGCCAGAACGGGGAGGAUGUUCAGAAAACGCCAUGUGUACCAGUGCAGGCCCUGGAACAGCAACCUGCCAAUGUAACGAGGGCUGGACUGGGGAUGGAAAGGACUGUAUUGCUGUAGACAACUGUGCAAUGGAAACCAGAGGAGGCUGCCACGUCAAUGCUCACUGCAUCAAUAUUGGGCCUGGACAGAGCAGUUGUAUAUGCAAGAGAAAUUACAAUGGCGAUGGUUACAGCUGUGAACCUGUUGCUCCUUGCUCUGUGGACAAUGGUGGCUGCCAUGAACUGGCUACAUGCCAGUCUCUUAGUACUGGAGAGAAGGCUUGCCGUUGCUCUGAUGGAUACAUGGGAGAUGGAGUUCUAUGUUAUGGAAAUAUAAUGAAGGAGUUGGUAAGGAAUUACUACUUUUCUGACUUCUAUGGGUGGAUUAAGAAAUCCCUCUUCAGCAUCCCUGAAGGAGCCAACUUGACUGUUCUGGUACCAGUGAAAGAAGCCAUCCAAAACCUGAGCAAAGAUGAAAAAGAUUUCUGGCUACAGCCAGACAUGCUAUUAUUACUUGUCAGGGGCCACUUCCUUCUGGGUUCUUUCACAACUGAGCUACUCAAGAAAUACGUGGGCCAGGAGCUGCCCACCCUCAGCCCACGGAUCAGGUGGAAAAUUAACAACAGCAGUGGGGCCAUAACAAUUCAGAAUGCAAGUAUUAUUUUGGGUGACAUCCCUGCUAUUAACAGCACUAUUUAUAUCAUCAACAAGGUUUUGUUUCCCACCUUGGAUGACAUCCCUCCAAGAGCCCCAGGUCUGCUGCAGCAACUUAAUGCGACACCCUCCUUCAGUAGAUUCAAAGAGCUGCUAGAGCACUACCAUCUGAUUGCAGAGAUUGAGUCAUCUGAAAAAUACACUAUUUUUGUCCCAGGAAAUAGUUCAAUUGAGAAGUAUUGCCAAGAUGCUAAUAUUACACAGCUGGACAUGGACACUGUACAAUACCAUGUUGUUCUUGGAGAUAAACUGUUGGCCACCGACCUGAAAAGCGGAGUUCACAAAACAUCAAUGCUAGGAUUCUCAUACUGGCUGAUGUUUUACAAAAACACUACUCAGGCAUAUGUAAACAAAGUCCUCCUGAAUGGUCAGUUUGUUGAAACAACAAAUGGGAUGUUGAUUGGGGUUUCUGAAGUCCUGCGAGUUCAAAAGAACCGUUGUAGUAUCAACAGCACAACAGUACAAAAGACAAGAUGUGCGAAGUGUGACAAAAAAAUCAGGUGCCCAAAUGGAUCAGUGCUUGCUGGAGCACCAGCGAAUGGGAGUUUCCCUCACUGUGUAUUAAGGUCUCAAGGCCGCAGAACAGUUGGCUGUCAUUUCACCUGCAUCAAAGUUUCCUUAGUCUCUGUCUGCUGUUCAGGUUACUAUGGCCAUAUGUGUGAGAUGUGCCCGGGAAAACCAGACCAUUGGUGUUCUGGAAACGGAGUGUGCCAAGAUGGCAUUGAUGGCAAUGGCGAGUGCCAAUGCCAUGAAGGUUACCAUGGAACUGCCUGUGAAAUGUGUCAGCCAGGAAGAUAUGGGGCCAGCUGUAAAUCAGAAUGCAACUGCGCGCAUGGGAUAUGCAACGAUGGACUGCUGGGGGAUGGAAGCUGCACCUGUGCGGCAGGCUUUAAAGGGGUUAGUUGUGACAUAGAAGUUAAAAGGGAUUUCUGUAAUGGCACUUGUGAUGAACAUGCGAAUUGUGUCAAUGACUCUACCACUUCCCAGCCCACUUGCUUGUGUUCUGCUGGAUACAAUGGGAACGGAACCUCUUGCACAGAAAUGGAUCCCUGUGCAGUGGGCAAUGGUGGCUGCUCCCCACAUGCCAACUGUACAAAAGUUGGGCCUGGUCAAAGAACUUGCUCUUGUAAAGAAGGCUAUGCUGGAGAUGGGACUCUAUGCCGGGAAAUUGAUCUAUGCUUAGACAAGAAUGGAGGAUGUCACCAUUUUGCCGAGUGUGUUAAAACAGGACCAGGCCUCGUUGCCUGUAACUGUCUUCCCGGGUUCACUGGCGAUGGUGUUAACAAGUGUGAGCACAUUGAUCCUUGCAAGGAGGAUAAUGGAGGCUGCAGUCCAUUUGCUCGCUGUAUUUGGGUUCCGAAUGGGAGUCGAAUUUGCAUUUGUUUAAAUGGUAGAGGUGAUGGAUUUACAUGCACAGGCACUGUGUGGCAGGAGCUCACUAGAAGACCAGCUGCAUCUAAAUUCAUUAAUUAUUUCAACUACUUUGACACUGUUGAAUUGACGGGAUCUGGACAUGGACCGUUCACUGUUUUUGUCCCACAUGCUGAUUACAUAAAGAACAGCACCACGUUUUCAGAAUGGGAAAAGAAGGGUUUCAUCAAGGAUUUGCUUAACUAUCACGUAGUCAUCUGCCACGAGUUACAGUCAGAAGACUUGCAGUUGCAAAAUUCCAUCACAGCUGUCUCUGGACUCAAAAUAAAGGUGUCCAUGAAAGAGAACAGCGUGUAUUUAAAUGAUGAAGCAAAGAUAAUUGAGAGUGACAUUAUGGGAAACAAUGGUGUCCUACAUUUCAUUGACAAGAUCUUAAUCCCAUAUGACCUGCAGAAUAUAAACAUUUCAUCCAGCCUAUCACAGAAAACCAUCACAGAGGUUGCAGAUGCUUAUGGAUACAAAAUCUACAGCAAGCUUCUAGUGGAGGCGGGACUUCUUGGUCUGGUUAACAGUACCUUGCACCAGCCCUUCACAAUGUUGUGGCCUACAGAUGCAGCAUUUAAUUCUCUCCCUGGGGAUAUGCAAAAAUGGUUGUAUCAUAGAGAACACCAGAGCAAGUUGGCUGCUUAUCUCAAAGGACACAUGAUCAGGGACAUGCUGUUAACAGGUUCCAGGCUGAUGAAUACUCAUGGUUUUAGAACGAUGCAUGGAUCACUCAUCUCAUUUGGCUGCAGCAAGACAAGUGCUGGGCAAAUUCUGGUGAACAAUGGCAAUGCAAGGAUUGUACAGCAGUUAAUGAAAUUUAAUGGUGGGAUUGCUUAUGGUAUUGACGAGGUGCUGGAACCUCCAGACCUGGGAUCCCGCUGUGAUGAGUUUCGCAAUGUUGAGCGGCCAUCGGCUUCUGUUUGUAGUUCCUGUGAUAGUUUGUCUCCUUGUUUCGGUGCCGCAAAAGAUGGGGGGGAGACCCAGUCUUGUUACUAUUAUGAACAUAGAUAUCCCGCUCGUCCAUGGUACCCCCGUUCUGAAGGAAGGUCUCCCUGGUUAUAUCGUUCACGUGGGCUGAACAGAUGGCAUCCACCUUCAAGGUCCUUGAAGAAGGGGUGCAGGAGAACAUGCUUUUCCAUUGAGUGGGUACCUCAGUGCUGUCCAAACCACUAUGGGAAAGAUUGUCAGGUGUGUCCUGGAGGGCUUAAGGAACCAUGCAGCAAUCAUGGUACCUGUAACGAUGGGCAGCAAGGCUCGGGAUGGUGCAACUGCAGCAAGGCCUUCAUUGGAAGAGCUUGUGAGAACUGUGCCCCAGGCCACUAUGGACCAGAGUGCAAAGAGUGCAAUUGUACCAGUAAUGGGAUCUGUGAUGAGGGGCUGCAUGGAGAUGGCUUCUGCUUUUGCACUGCGGGGUGGACAGGAGAGCGCUGUGAGACUGAACUCGCUGCGGUGCCUGUGUGUUCCCCAGCCUGCCAUCGGAAUGCUGUGUGCCGGUCCAAUAAUACAUGCGAAUGCAGCCUACAUUAUGAGGGAGAUGGAUGGACAUGCACAGUGAUUGACCAGUGUGGGAAUGACAACGGUGGUUGCAGUGACUAUGCCAACUGCACACAGAUUGGGAUUGAUGUUUCCUGCAGCUGUUUCCCAGACUACGAAGGUGAUGGCUAUAUCUGCAGCCCUAUUGACAGGUGUGCAGAUGGCAUGAAUGGAGAUUGCAGCGAGCAUGCCACUUGCAUCAACACGGGUCCUAAUUCCCGGCGGUGUGAGUGCCAUGCUGGUUACGUUGGAAAUGGAAUCCAGUGCUUGGAGGAAGUUAUCCCACCCAUAGACCGUUGCUUGGAAAAGAAUGGGCAGUGCCAUUCUGAGGCUCUCUGUAGUGACCUGCAUUUCGAAGAAAAAACAGUUGGGGUCUUCCACCUGCAGUCUCCCCAGGGAAAGUACAGAUUUACUUAUCAAGAGGCUGAAGUGGCUUGUGCUGCUGAGGGAGCUACAGUGGCCACUCUUAAGCAGCUGUCUGCGGCACAACAGAUGGGUUUCCACCGGUGCAUAGUAGGUUGGCUUUAUAAUAGGUCAGCAGGCUACCCAACUGUGUACCCGAGUUUGAAGUGUGGCAGUCACCAUGUUGGAAUUGUGGACUACGGCUUUCGAAGUAACGCCAGUGAGAAGUGGGAUGCUUACUGCUACAGAGCUCAAGAUGUGCAGUGUGUCUGUAGGGAUGGGUUUGUGGGAGAUGGCUACACAUGCACAGGGAGUCUUGUGGCGGUGCUGGCCCAGAAGGCAAAUUUCUCAGUCUACUAUUCUAUGGUACUGGAUUAUGCCAAUGCCACCCAAGAAGGAUGGGAAUUUUUUAAUUUCCUCUCCACAGAUAUGACUUACAAAACUCUUUUUGUACCCCUGAACUCCGGCUUUCAAAAAAAUGCAUCUCUAACACUGAAUGACCUGAAGCUUCAUGCAUCUGUGAGUGACGUGGCACUGAUGAGCUUCAAUCUCACGUCUGGUGCCGUUAUACCUUCACAAGCCGGAUUCAACCUUUCCAUUGCAGAUUCCACGAAUAACACCCGCUUCCCUGGUUGUAAGAUGAUUAAUAAUUCAGUUAUAGUUGAAUGGGAUAUUCUGGCCUCCAAUGGGAUCAUUCAUGCUAUUGAAGCACCUCUGAUGGCACCUCAACUUGGGCAACUUGACCAGGUUGUUGGUGCUAUGAAAUCGCCUGCUGCUGUGACCAUCGGUGUAUCCAUUGUAGUCUCUCUAGUACUGUGUGCAAUGGUGGCUGGAGUGUCCUACAUCUACCUCAAAAGAAAGAACCAAGGAUUCCAGUUUCGCUAUUUCAAGGCUGAGCUGGAAGAUGACGAGCCUUCUUCCUGGGAGGAAAGGAGCCCACACUUGGUGUCCAUUCCAAAUCCCAUUUAUGGAGCAGACAUCUCAAUCUAUGAGCCAUUUGAGGAUUCUCUCACUGGAGAAGAUUUCUCAGAUGCCUUUGGAAUUCGAGGCGACCAGUAAGCUGGAAACAACACUUUUCCAGAAGCUAUGUAAUUCAGGAUGAACAAAAUAUGGCUGUUAUGGACUGCUAAGAAGCCUUGCCUGCCCUUUAAAUGGUGACAAAUUAACAAGCGGCUUUAAUUGUAAAUGUUUAACAUACCUCAGUUCCAUUCCUCUUCUCAAAUACAUGGACAGGAAAUUGGGACCCAUAGAGCUCCUUGGCCUUGCAUGUACACAGGGACUUUGGCAAUUUUCUGUUUGAAUGUAGCCCCCUUGUGUUGUUUUGGGUGUCAGGAAUGAGUUUUUGGAUGUCAUAAGGAGUGGCAGUAGGAAGGUGAGGGAUGGAAAGUCAUGUUGCGUUUUUUGGAUUCUGCUCCUAAAUCUUCAGGCUGAAACUUAGGGAAUAUGAUGACUCUUGAAUGUGUUUGGAUCGGUGGAUGCUGUGGAGAAUCUUCAGUGGGCCAAUAAAAUCUGAGUUCAGUUAGAUAACUUUACUCUGAAACUGCACUAUGGAGCCUUCUGCCGAUCCCCUUUUUAAAAUGUUACUUAAAAGGCAGUUUGAAAUAAUACUGCCUGAAAACUGUAGGCCCGUCUUUGUUUAUAAUCCUACUGAAUUUAUGUACUGUUCCGAGAAUGACAGAUGUUUGUAAAUGAAUGGGAACAAGCAAAUGUUGUUAACCUUCA
Messenger RNA from Lacerta agilis (Sand lizard), 8684 nucleotides. RefSeq names its product stabilin 1 (gene STAB1). NCBI's taxonomy places the organism in Eukaryota, Metazoa, Chordata, Lepidosauria, Squamata, Lacertidae. The transcript has 69 exons. Gene Ontology annotation, molecular function: calcium ion binding; hyaluronic acid binding. The coding region runs from base 255 to 8021 and encodes 2588 amino acids. The record is from RefSeq and is a predicted model, not a curated record. Gene Ontology annotation, biological process: cell adhesion.